Messenger RNA from Magnolia sinica, 2260 nucleotides. RefSeq lists its product as uncharacterized. Lineage: Eukaryota; Viridiplantae; Streptophyta; Magnoliopsida; Magnoliales; Magnoliaceae. The record is from RefSeq and is a predicted model, not a curated record. The transcript is spliced from 2 exons. The coding region runs from base 222 to 2126 and encodes 634 amino acids.
UGCCUUUCUCGUUAACAGACACGUUGAAACUCGUGCGUCGCCAUCUUUCCAUCCUCUCUCAGUCUCUGUCUCACUCUGCUUACAGCCGUCUUCAUGUUUCCUUUCCAAUGCCAAAUUACCAAUCUCCUUCCUUUCUUCUCAUCACCCUCUCUCUUUCUUUCUGAGAUUCUGAUAUUACUUCAAGAAAUCUCCAAAAAUCUUCACUGCAGCAGAGUAGAAGGAUGUCCGGCAUGGAUUGGAACGAGAUCGAACAGCUUCCCAAGGCGGAAACAGAGCCCGGCAAGGUGGGUUUGAUCUUGGAUAGGGGAUGGAGGGUGGGGAAGAAGAUCGCCAUCACUGGCGUCGCUAUCUCAUCCGCUCCCAUCGUCCUCCCUCCGCUCAUGUUCUUCUCCGCCUUGGGUUUGGCUUUCGCCGUCCCCUUCGGACUCUUUUUCGCCGGAUAUGUCUGCACCGACAAGAUCAUGCGCUCUCUGCUCUCAUCGCCACCGCCGCCUACUUCAGAAGAUGAGGAAUUGUAUCUGGUCGUGCCUGAGGAGAUGGAAGAAGGCAUUGCUGUCUCUGAGGAGUUGGCAUGGGAGAAGGAGCCGAUCGUGGAAGUGCGGAAAGGGGAUGGUGUUGAUGAUAUGGAAGAUGGUGAGGAAAUCCUAAGGAGAGGAGAUGGUGAUGUGAGGGAAGUCGUCGAAGAACGGAAAAGCGGGUUAGAUGUUACAGCGGCCGAAGAGGAGUAUGAGAAUGAACCAAUCACUGAAGAGGAGAAGGGGAAGGGAGACGAUGUUGAUGAAAUCGAAGAUGGUAAGGAAAUUCGACAGGAUGGAGAAGGAGAGGAUGUGAGGGAAAUCAUUGAAGAUGACAAAAGAAGGUUGGAUGUUGCAGCAGUGGAAAAAGAUGAGGAGUUAGAAUAUGAGAAGGAACAGAUCACAGAUGAGAAGAAGCAAGAGGCGCAUGUUGUUGAUGAAAUUGAAGAUGGAGAGGAAAUUCAGUGGAAUGAAGAAGAGCAGAAUGUAAGGGAGAUUGUUGAAGACGACAAAAGCAGGUUAGAUGUUAGAGCAGUGGGAAAAGAUAAGGAAAAGAUGGAAGAGGAAGAGUUAGAAUCUGAGAAGGAACCGACCAUUGAAGUGAAGAAGCAAAAGACCGAUGAUGUUGAUGAAAUUGAAAUCAGUAAGGAAAUUCAAUGGAAUGGAGAAGGAAACGGAAAAGUAGAAGAAGAGAGCGUGACGGCAAUUAUUGAAGACAAUGAAAGUGGGUUAGAUGCCGGGGAAAUAAAAAACGAUAAGCAAGUUCAAGAAAGAGAAGAUGUAAGCGAAAUGACUCGGGAUGGUGGAGGCAGGCUAGAUGUUGGAAAGAUGAAAGGAGAUGAAGUUCAAGAAGGAGAAGAGAAUGUGAGGGUAAUUGUUGAGGAUGAUGAGAGUGGCUUUGAUGUUAUAGAGAUGAAAAAAGAUGAGAAAGUUCAAGAAGAGAAUGUGAAUCGAUUUGAUGUUGGAGAGAUGAAAAAAGAUGAGAAAGUUGAAGGAGAAGAUGUUGGAGAGAAGAAAAAAGAUGAGAAAGUCGAAGGAGAAGAUGAUGUGAAGGAAAUCACCGAGGAUGAUGAUAGCAGGGUUCCUUCCGAUGUGAUAAUCAGUACUGUCAAAGAAGUAAAUGGGGUUCCCAAGCCAUACACACCUGGAAAUGAUGAGAUUGAUGAGGAUACAGGGCCAAUGACAGUGUCUGGUAGCGUGGCUCCAUUGGAGAAUAAGGUUGAUUCUGACCCAUCUCGUUUACCCUCGGAGUAUUCAUCUGGAGCUAAGGGGAAGUCUUCAGAUCAUGACACCGGCGCAGAAAGGGUGGACUCUAAAGAGCAUUCCGAUGCCUCUUCUAAACCCAACACUGUAGUCGCUUCCGAAACGAAGACCAACGGGUCUUCCCCUGAUGAGGGCCUUUACACAGAGGUGGAGAUAUGGGAACAGAUAGAUGCGAUGAGAACAAUUGUGGGCUACAGUGCUGUUUUACAUGCGUCGUACAUAGAGGAAAUCAAGGCACUUUAUGUGUUCACCGGGGUGGAGCCACCGGUCACAUUCAAGGACCCAUCCGAUCUUGCAGAAGUCAGCGAUAAGCUUCGGUUCCUCAAAUCUGUGGUGGGAGUGAAAUGAACUUGGUAAGUGAAACUCUACUUGUUUAGAUUUUUAAUAGACUUUGAUCUUUGUAGGGAUUGUGCUUCUGUUUUAGUUGUCUGUUUGUAGAAUGUUUGUAAGUGGUUGUGUUUUAUAGACUCUCUUUGGAUUGA